CCCACCCCACCGUUCUAAGCAGCUCUGUCCUCUUUGCCCACAGGCUGCGCAGCCCCUGGGUGCCCUCGUGCCUCGGGCAGUCCCGAGUCCUGCAGGGCCGGCUGGCCAGGUCCUCGCCCUCACUCUGGGACAGCGAGAUGGAGGAGCAGAAGGGCGAGCUGCGCAAGCGGCUGUCCUACACCACGCACAGGCUGGAGAAGCUCGAGAACGAGUUUGACAACACGCGCCACUUCCUGGAGGUCGAGCUGCGCCGCGCGCAGGAGGAGCUGGAGAAGGUCACCGAGAAGCUGCGCAGGAUCCAGAACAACUACAUGGCGCUGCAGAGAAUCAACCAGGAGCUGGAGGACAAGCUGUACCGCAUGGGCCAGCAUUAUGAGGAAGAGAAGCGUGCACUGAGCCACGAGAUUGUCGCCCUCAACAGCCACCUGCUGGAGGCCAAGAUGACCAUCCAGAAGCUGACAGAAGACAACGAGCUCUAUAGGAAGGACUGCAACCUAGCGGCCCAGCUGCUGCUGUGCAGCCAGACCUACGGCAGGGUCUUUAAGGUGUCCGAGCUGCCCUUGGACUUCCAGGAGCGUGUGAGCCUGCACAUGGAGAAGCACGGCUGCAGCCUGCCCUCCUCGCUCUGCCACCCAUCCUACGCCGACACCGUGCCCAUCUGCGUCAUCGCCAAGGUGCUGGAGAAGCCUGAACCCUCCAGCCUGUCCUCCCAGCUGUCGGAUGCCUCAGCCGGUGACCUGGCCUUCUGUGAGGAGAUCGAGAAGCCGGGCCCGCAGCCCCCAUACCAGGGGGACAUCUACUGCAGCGAUCCGGCCCUCUACUGCCCCGAGGAGCCUCAGCGCGACAGGCGCCCCAGCGUGGAUGCAUCUGUGAGCGAAGUGGGCUUCCUUCAGGCCCAGAAUUCCACCGACAGCACAGCUGAGGAGGAGGAGGCCGAGGCGGCGGCCUACCCAGCAGGCUUCCAGCACGAGGCCUUUGCCGGCUACGAGGCCUCGCUGCCCACGUCCAGCUCCUACUCCAGCUUCAGCGCCGCAUCGGAGGAGAAGGAGCAGGCCCAGGCCAGCACGCUCACCGUGUCCCAGCCGGCCGUCUACAUGAGUAGCCGCCAGGAGUUCUUCCGCCGAAAUCCGCCAGCCGUCUACGAGAGCAGCACUCGCUUCGGCUCCGGCUCGGGUGCAGCCGCUGCCCCGCGGGAGGCCUACGAGAGCAGCACCCGCUUUGGCUCUGGGUCCGGUGCAGCCGCUGCCCCACGGGAGGUCUACGAGAGCAGCACUCGCUUUGGCUCUGGCUCCGGUGCAGCCGCUGCCCCACGGGAGGUCUAUGAGAGCAGCACCCGCUUUGGCUCUGGGUCCGGUGCAGCCGCUGCCCCGCGGGAGGCCUACGAGAGCAGCACCCGCUUUGGCUCUGGCUCUGCUGCAGCCGCUGCCCCGCGGGAGGCCUACCAGAGCAGCACUCGCUUUGGCUCUGGCUCCAGUGCAGCCACUGCAGCAGGCCCGCGGGAGGUCUACGAGAGCAGCACCCGCUUUGGCUCUGGCUCCGGUGCAGCCGCUGCAGCAGGCCCGCGGGAGGCCUACGAGAGCAGCACCCGCUUUGGCUCUGGCUCCGGUGCAGCCGCUGCAGCAGGCCCGCGGGAGGCCUACGAGAGCAGCACCCGCUUUGGCUCUGGCGCUGCUGCAGCCGCUGCCCCGCGGGAGGCCGAGGUGGGGUCUCGGUUUCGCAGGGCCCUGCCAUCCUACCAAGACGACAACGCCUUCGAAUUCCCGACCUCCAUGAACACAGAGGGGAUGCUGGUGACCCCCAAUCUGUGGAGCCUGCGUGCCAAGCCCGUGAACGCCCGGCUCGCCGCUGGAGACAUGCGAGGCCACUGGCGCCCCCCGAGCAUGGAGGACAUUGGCGCCUACUCGUACCCGACCAGAAGCGCCCGCCGCCUGCUUCACUGCAGCUUCUCUGAGCGCUACGGUGUGGGUAGGGGCAACGCAGGUAUGAAGGCUGAGGGCCGUGCCAGUCCCUACUAUGCCAGCUACAAGGCUGACAGCUUCUCUGAGGGUGACGACCUUUCCCAGGGCCACCUGGCAGACGCCUGCUUCCUGCGGGCGUGCGGCGAGCUGAGCCUCAGCCCCAGCCGCUCUGAUGACCCACUGCCCAGCUAUGAGCCUAGCGAGGGGGAUGGGGACAGGCUUGGGGUGCAGCUAUCUGAGGGCGGCAGCAGCCCUGAGCCCGAUCAUGGCUCCAGGGACUCCUUGGAGCCCAGCUCCCUGGAGGCCUCCCUGGAGAUGCACGGUGCCGCCGGCCUCAGCCCCCAGCAGGCCUUCCCGCGGGGUGGUGGCCCAGGGCUGAGCCGCAAGGACAGCCUGACGAAAGCCCAGCUCUACGGAACCCUGCUCAACUGAGCCCCACCCCGUGGCACCCAAGAGCGGCGACCACCCCACUCCCGUGGCGCCCAAGAGGGGCGACCACCCCACCCCCGUGGCACCCAAGAGGGGCGACCACCCCACCCCCGUGGCACCCAAGAGGGGCGACCACCCCAUCCCCGUGGCACCCAAGAGGGGCGACCACCCCACCCCCGUGGCACCCAAGAGAGGCGACCUCACCUCUGCCCAGACCCCUGUGACCCUGGCACCCUGCCCACAAAGAGGACUCGGGUGUCCCCAGCGCCUCCUCUCCCGUAGUCUAGUAGCACCUAAGAGGAGGACCCUCUCCCCACAGUGUCUUGUGCACCCAGCCCCACUCAGUGAAACUUCCCCUUAGAACAGUUUUCACGCUGCAACAUCGUGCUUCACCUGAGACGAGCAUCGCCUUUUGUAACGCAGAACGAGUUUUAAGGAGGAAAAGGGUCUGUCCUAACGCACUAAGCCUCCAGCUCCCUGGACAGCUGCCUUGGCGUUCUCAACACAAAACGCCUUUAUUUUUCGGGUGAGGGUGUAUGGGGCUCGCCCCUAGGAAGGGAAGGGAAGGAGGCAUCCGUGGAGCCCAAGCUGCACAAGUGGGGAGCCGCCCCAGCAAGCCAGCGACGAGGAACCCCCGAAGUUCCGUCCACAAAGGGGAACUGAAAUGAAGUAGAGGACACAAAAUGUUUUAAAAGUGUAUUUUUCACCAUGUGGCCAACACACCAUCCUGAGCUUUUUCGUGGUCCGCAGUCCCGAGUGGGGCCAGUUUGUCGUGCCAGUAUUGCCGGUGCUCCUCCCCCACCCCCCGAGUCCGUCCCGACACCGUCUUUCUCUACUUCAGAUGAAAUGAGGUCCUGACUCUGACCCCCGUUUCCGUUGCCUGCGUCCCCGUUGUCUGUGAUGCAUGCCGUGUCGGUCAGUGCUGUACUUGACGUUCACGAAUAAAAGACACCAGUGGAAAGAG
Lemur catta (Ring-tailed lemur) is the source of this 3351-nucleotide messenger RNA. It is a transcript of the gene BEGAIN, whose product is annotated as brain enriched guanylate kinase associated. The transcript has 6 exons. The record is from RefSeq and is a predicted model, not a curated record. NCBI's taxonomy places the organism in Eukaryota, Metazoa, Chordata, Mammalia, Primates, Lemuridae. Bases 138 to 2390 code for a protein of 750 amino acids. Gene Ontology annotation, cellular component: synapse.